Molecule: messenger RNA, 383 nt
Organism: Suillus subalutaceus
Lineage: Eukaryota; Fungi; Basidiomycota; Agaricomycetes; Boletales; Suillaceae
Exons: 2
Coding region: 7-222 (71 amino acids)
Source: RefSeq, a predicted model, not a curated record
UCUUGAAUGUCAGAAGCGUCGAGCUCUUGUCUCUCAUAUUCACUCUCCCUGCCAGAGUCUUAUAUCCUCUUAGAUGGACUCAAUUUCUCAGCAAACCUUCUGGCUAACAAAGACCUCUUCCACAAUCCACUUGCACUAGCACUCGAGAGCAUGCGCGGUCGUCCCUCUCUCAGACUAAAAGGCACGGAAUCGCUCAAGAAUAUAUGCAGACCCUUCAGAUGACGUCUGUACACUAUGGCUUCAAUUGCUUUCCAGGAGCGCGACUAUGUGCCGACUAGCAGUAAUGUGUGAAAUGGGAGAUUCUCGAUAUGAACUCAUUUGCGUUUAUUCCAAGUUUCGUCAUGAUAAACAGGUCUGGGCAGACGAAUAUAUUGUUGUAUCAG